AUGGUUAAACUUGUACCGUUUCUGCGUAAUUUAUUUGCAUCAAAAAGAGGUAGAUUGAUUAUAGUUUCAAUCAUACUAAUAUAUUCAUUUUUUUCAAUCCAAAUUUCAAAUAAUUCAAAGUUUCAACAAUUUGAUAAAAAAGAUCUACCCUUACCAACUACUUCUCAUUCAGAUUCAAUUAAUUUGAAAAAAACCGAUGUUAACAAUUCAAAUGAUAUCGAUGACUUAAGAAAACUAUUAUCAUUUGCCUUCCCAUACUAUCCUAAAAAACCAAUCCCAAGAAGAAUCUGGCAAACUUGGAAAGUUGAUACAUCAAGUGAAAAAUUCCCAUCAGAUUUUAGAACCUACCAGAAGGAAUGGACUUCAAAAUCUUAUGACUACUCCCUAAUACCAGAUGAUAAAUUGGUCCCUUUCUUAGAAAAUUUAUACGCCGAAGUACCACAAGUCAUCGAAGCUUUUAAAGCAAUGCCAAUGAAUAUCUUGAAAGCUGAUUUCUUUAGAUAUUUAUUAUUAUUCGCUAGAGGUGGUAUUUACUCAGACAUGGAUACUAUACCGUUGAAGGAUUUGGAAAAUUGGCCAAGUGUAGAUUUGAAUAAAAUCAAGAAAAUUAAAGCUCUAUCAAAUCCAAUUCAAUAUAAAAAUUUGAAAUCAAUGUCUCCCUAUCAAUACGAACCUGGUUUAGUUAUAGGUAUAGAAGCUGAUCCCGACAGAGAAGAUUGGAGUGAUUGGUACGCUCGUAGAAUUCAAUUUUGUCAAUGGACUAUCCAAGCAAAACCUGGCCAUCCUGCUUUACGUGAAUUAAUACUUAAUAUCACUACUACUACUCUAAGCUCAGUGGAAUCUACCAAUUUAAAAUAUUCAAAUUUAAUAGAUCAAAAUUUUAAACAAGAUUAUAAUGUGAAUUAUAGACAUAAAAGAAGACUUGAUACAGAAUAUGAUCAUUCAUCUCUAAAAAAUAGUAAAAAUGUUGAUGGCUCAGAUAUUAUGAAUUGGACAGGUCCCGGAAUAUUUUCUGAUAUCAUCUUCGAUUAUUUGAAUAAUUUAUUAGAACAUAAUAAUGAUGUCGAAAUUUAUAAUAGUAAUCUAAAUGGAGCAUUACCUCAAAGAUCUGAAAAGAAGGAAAACUUUAAAGUAACAACCACAAGAAAAUUUUAUGAAAAAAUCACGAAUUCAUUAAAGACUGAAAGUCACAUACCUUGGGAAUUCUUCUCAUUAAUCUCAGAACCUGUGCUUUUAGAUGAUGUUAUGGUUUUACCAAUAACAAGUUUUUCUCCAGAUGUUGGCCAGAUGGGUGCUAAGUCAAGUUCAAAUAGAAUGGCUUUAGUUAAACAUAUGUUCAGCGGAUCUUGGAAAAAAGUCGCAGAUAAGAAUGCUGGUCAUUGA
Messenger RNA from Vanderwaltozyma polyspora DSM 70294, 1383 nucleotides. RefSeq names its product initiation-specific alpha-1,6-mannosyltransferase (gene OCH1). Lineage: Eukaryota; Fungi; Ascomycota; Saccharomycetes; Saccharomycetales; Saccharomycetaceae. Gene Ontology annotation, molecular function: alpha-1,6-mannosyltransferase activity. The transcript has a single exon. Gene Ontology annotation, cellular component: mannan polymerase complex. Bases 1 to 1383 code for a protein of 460 amino acids. The record is from RefSeq and is a predicted model, not a curated record. Gene Ontology annotation, biological process: protein N-linked glycosylation.